This is a messenger RNA of Kluyveromyces lactis, 1200 nucleotides long. It is a transcript of the gene ASA1, whose product is annotated as Asa1p. The record is from RefSeq and is a predicted model, not a curated record. NCBI's taxonomy places the organism in Eukaryota, Fungi, Ascomycota, Saccharomycetes, Saccharomycetales, Saccharomycetaceae. The coding region runs from base 1 to 1200 and encodes 399 amino acids. The transcript has a single exon. Gene Ontology annotation, molecular function: protein binding.
AUGCCAUUCACGCUACGGUAUCACACUUGUGGAGUGACUAGUCUACUGCAUUGGAACGAUGAGCAGGAUGUGCCGACUUUGAUUAGUGGAGAUGAAAAGGGUUCUAUUUUAGUUUGGAAUCUGUUGAGUAGGAAGCCUUACUACAAAUAUACCUGCAGGGGACAAAUAGUUUCAUUUCAACAGCUGAACGAUCUAAUAAUUGCAACUAGCAAAGACCAUACGUUAAGGAUUCUUAAGUUUCCAUCGACAUUGACCACGAAAGAAGGGUUCCCUGACUAUUCCCUACCUGAGUUGGAAUUAAUAUACGAAAUACCGGUUAAUACUUUGAACUUUGCUAACACUGCUGUAGAACAAGUGGAUACGAAUAACUAUAGGCUAUGGUGCUGUAACACGCAAGAUUCAGAAACAAUUGACAUUUAUGAAUUUGAUCUUAGAGAUUCUAAAUCCUUAAAGAGAAUUCAUAGAGCACUAUCUCUUUACGAGGUCAUUUCAGGUCUCGUUGAUCCAUCAACAAUGAAGUUUGAUAAACUAGGAACUACAAUGAAAUUUAUUAUAUACGAAGGAAUCAUAUACCUUGGAUUUGAAUCUGGUUUUGUUAUUGGGCUACGCCUUACACAGGGAUUGCAUAUCGUAUACAUUUCUUCUGCUAAUUAUCCAGAACCUGUACUGGAUUUAACGGUUGGGAAAGACCUCGGCAAAGUCAUUAGCUCAUCUACAAACUCUUCGCUUGGCCUUCAUACACCAAAUAUUAAUACGGAAAGUCAUAACAAUGUUUCUUCGAAAGAUGUUGUCGUUGAUGACAGCACCAUCCAUUCAGAGAUGGUAAAUAUCCCAAUCAACAAAGUAUCCCAUAUCCAGCAAGUCGAUAAUUUAUUGAUAGCUGCUAGUUGGUCCGGAAGAACGGUAGUUUUUGAUAUAAAUGGUAACAAAGUGUUAGCAAGCAUAUUGAAGGAAAGAGGACAAGUACUCAUCGACGAUAAUCCAUAUGGAAAUGCAUCACUUCCAGAGAAUAGCACAAAGGUCAAAAUUUCUGCUAUGACAUGUAUACCAAAAUUCAAUACAGUCAAUCCAUCUUGCACCUCGGAAGGUACAAGACGCAGGUGGAUUAGAUUUUACAAGGAGACAUGGUGUUUGAUUGGAUAUGCUGAUGGUUCCAUAAAGGCUACAGAAGUAACAUUCGAUAAUCUCAUUACUGCUUAG